AUGAUACUCCUACCCAUACUCGCCCUCGCUACAGGGACACUAGCCUCAUGCUGGCGGAACUCGUCAUGCACAGGGCCCUCAUCGCCCUCCUUCCCCGGCCCCUGGGACUCAAACAACUACGCCCCAGGCUCACGAUCCAUCCAGCCAAAAUCCAUUCUAUCCCUUCCAAGGGGAGAAUACAUCUCAGACUACCCGAGCGACUCCACACCAUCCCUCACAAGUAGCGACUUAGGGCUCGUCUUCGACUUUGGUCUUGAAGUCGGAGGGAUCCUGACGGUUGAGUAUACGGCGUCGAAGCCGAAUUUAACACUCGGGCUGGCAUUUACCGAGGCAAAGGACUACAUAGGAAGGGAGUCCGAUAAUUCAAAUGGCGGGACUGGUGCUGAUGGCGCUUUAUCUGCUACUCUGUCCGACGGAGAUGGAGAUGGGGUGUAUACUAUGCCCGACGCGAAACUCCGCGGGGGAUUCCGAUACCUGACGCUAUUCUUGGAAGAAGAAGGAGGAGGAGGAGGAGGAACUCUUACAAUCAAGAAUAUAACCCUGGAAAUAUCAUACCAGCCCACCUGGCCCAAUCUGCGCGCAUACCAGGGCUACUUCCACUCCUCUGACAACCUCCUCAAUCGGAUCUGGUAUACCGGCGCGUAUACCCUGCAGACGAACUCUGUUCCGCGAACCACGUGUCGGACGUCGAUUAGUUCAACGACGGGGUGGGCGAAUGAUGCGGUUUGCGGGCCUGGGGAGACGCUGCUGCUUGAUGGGGCGAAGAGGGAUCGGUGGGUGUGGAUUGGUGAUAUGGGGGUUGCGGUGCCGAGUGUGUCGGUUAGUACGGGGGAUUUGGAGAGCACGAAGAAUGCGUUGCUUGCUAUUUGGGAUAAUCAGACGCCGAGUGGGCUGUUGCCGAAGGCUGGACCGCCGUAUUUGAAGGCCGAUAGUGAUACAUAUCAUCUAUGGACCAUCAUUGGGACAUACAACUACUUCCUGUUCACCGAGGAAUACGACUUUCUGUCCGAUAUCUGGCCGCGGUAUGUCAAGGCCCUGGACUACAGCAUCAACAAGAUCACACCGGAAGGCAUCAUGAAUGCCACCGAGACUGCGGACUGGGGCCGCUGGAACUAUGACACCCUCGCCAGUUCCGCAAACAUGCUUCUCUACCGCUCCCUUACAACCGCUGCAUUCCUAUCCCCCUACGCAGACACCAGCCCACAGAACUACACAGCCCUCGCCUCCUCCCUGCGCACCGCCAUAAUAACGCACCUCUACGACCCCUCCAUCGGCGCCCUAAAAGACAGCCCCAACUCAACCCUCCACCCCCAAGACGCAAACAGCAUGGCCCUUGCAUUCUCCCUCUUCCCACCCAACAGCACCGCCCCAUCAAAGAUCUCCUCCUACCUAGUCUCAAACUGGACGCCCCUAGGCCCCUCCAGCCCCGAACUCCCAGGGAACAUCUCCCCCUUCAUCUCAUCCAUAGAACUCGAGGCCCACUUUGCCUCGGGAUACCCGGAGCGCGCUCUCCAGCUCAUCCAUAAUCUAUGGGGGUGGUACAUCUCGCAUCCCAACGGAACCGAAUCGACCGUUCCAGAGGGAUAUCUCGUGAAUGGAACAUGGGGAUACCGCGGCGACAGGGGGUACAGAAAUGAUCCGCGCUAUGUAUCUCAUGCGCACGGAUGGAGCAGUGGGCCCACAUCGACAUUAACUGAAUACGCCGUUGGAUUGCGUGUUACGAAGCCCCGUGGUGUGGAGUGGAGUUUGAAGCCGGCUACUUUUACAUUUGAGGGGUUUGACCAGGCUGAGGCGGGGUUUACGACUGGGCUGGGGAGGUUCAGGGCGGGGUUUGCUGUUGAGGGUGGAGAAGUGACGGUGACUUGGGAUACGCCGAGGGGGACGAGGGGGUGGAUUGAGGUUCCUGGGGAGAACGGGAGGUGGGUUGAUGGGGGGAAAGGGAGUUUGGUGGUGUCUUUACAGUAG
Molecule: messenger RNA, 1965 nt
Organism: Aspergillus puulaauensis
Lineage: Eukaryota; Fungi; Ascomycota; Eurotiomycetes; Eurotiales; Aspergillaceae
Exons: 4
Coding region: 1-1965 (654 amino acids)
Biological process (GO): carbohydrate metabolic process
Source: RefSeq, a predicted model, not a curated record